CUAGCAUUGGAAUGUUGGGUGCCAUCCUGGGUUGGAUCUUGACCGUCACUGAAGUCUUGCCUGCCACGCUGCCAGAGGCGGCAGAUGUGGUUUUCUGCACAUCGCAGUGGUGCAUGGUGCUUGGCGCAGCUUUCUACUAUUUGUCCUUCCUGCUUUGGCAGUCUGAGCGGUUUGUGUUCCUGGAUAUUCUCUGCAUCGACCAAGAAGAUGAGAGCUUGAAGGGAGAAGCCCUGAUCAGCAUGGGCUCCAUCCUGAAGAGCUCGGCAUCUAUGCUAGUGCUCUGGGAUCCAACCUGGGUCACACGAUUCUGGUGUGUCUUCGAAUUGGCAUCUUACUUGCACAGCCGAGACCGACAGUCAAAGGCUCGCCAGCAUCUACGGGUACGCCCAAACCUUAUGGGACCCGUGCUGCUGACGGGACAUGCAGGCCUUUGCAUCUUACUCCUCGCAUUUCCAAAUCUGCUGAAUGCAUUUGUUGAGACCUCGGAUGCUAUGGUGUUGCUGUUGUCUGUUGGUCUCUUGCCUUGUUUCGGGUGUCUAGCUCACGUUGGCCGCGCGUUCUGCAGAAGCCUGGACACACUGCAGCAGCAGCUGGGAAAUUUCAGCGCCGAAAGUGCCAAGUGCUUUUGUUGUGAUGUGAAUCACGUGGAUCCUUACACGGGUGGGCGCUUGAUUUGCGACCGUGACAUCAUGCUCAAGUGCAUUGGGAUCUGGUUUGGAAGCCCCUCUCGAUUCGACGAACUGGUGCGGGGCCAGGUCAGGACAGCCGUUCUGCUGCAGCUGAUGAGUACAAAGUAUCUGUACCAGCAACUAGUCGUGGUUUGCAGCCCAGUGAUGUGGUUGUUCUUGGACCGAACGGCUUUGUAUGUUGGAAGAGACAUGACGAUGCGUGACACGGCAAUUGCGGUGGAAGUUGCUGUUACUGG
This is a messenger RNA of Symbiodinium pilosum, 925 nucleotides long. Lineage: Eukaryota; Dinophyceae; Suessiales; Symbiodiniaceae. The record is from the annotation of a GenBank genome assembly.